This is a messenger RNA of Aureobasidium subglaciale EXF-2481, 918 nucleotides long. RefSeq lists its product as uncharacterized. The record is from RefSeq and is a predicted model, not a curated record. NCBI's taxonomy places the organism in Eukaryota, Fungi, Ascomycota, Dothideomycetes, Dothideales, Saccotheciaceae. The transcript has 2 exons. The coding region runs from base 239 to 814 and encodes 191 amino acids.
GAAGAAGCUUGGCUGAAGAAGUAUCUAGACAUGAACAAGUGCGGUGUCUAAGAAGUGACGGAGGGACAUGCUGAGAACAACAAGACAAGCGGAUGUGAUGAAGUAGCUGAGGUAUGUAAAGUAUCUAUUGGCCGUCUCUCACCCUUCAAAGUGACGUCGGUGAUGUUCUGGUGCGUGCUUGUCCGGACGCGUUGUCUUGAUUGCUGGUGUUAGUAAACCGACCUCUCCCUCCCAAAAUAUGUGGAUAAACUCCCGCCACGCGAUAUUAUCAACACUACUUGGUCUUCACAGAUCCGAGCCAUCGCAGUCUGAACUGCUAGAGUCCAACCACUUGUCCGACAUGUCUGAGAUUCAUCGUUCCCCCAAGACAGUGCAGAAGCCGAAGAGUAGAAGACAAGCCUGGGUGCAUCGCCGCCGUCAAAUUCAGACGGACCAAGAGAAUAAAAAACAGCCAGAACAGAGCGCAGAGAAUCCAAACACUACCUUGGGACCUACAGCUUCCACGAUCUCAACCAUGGCCCCUCAAACUUUUGAUGGAGCUCGGCGCAGAGCAAGCUUACAAGGCAUCGGAUCUACUCUGAACUUUCUAACCCCUCCCACCGAGUCCAAGGACUGGUCAUCGCCUCAAAGCUGCCCAUCUCCCGCCGGCGACGAUCUCAACGAUGCCGUUACUCACAGACCCGCUACACCAGAAAUCAUCAAAGUCACUCACCAAACCGACAACUCAGAGACCAUGGGAGUCGGCCUGCAGAUUACACCAAGAACCACUUUCGACCGCGACCCGGUCCCUACCAGCCGCGUCGCAGCCACUUAAUUCAGUAAUAUCUCCAGCACUAUCGAACAAAAGAUCCUUACCACGCUUGGCGACCACGAUUUCUUCAUUCCUCCAACUGCUUCUCUCAACGCGUCCUCUCUCAU